Messenger RNA from Scomber japonicus (chub mackerel), 2926 nucleotides. It is a transcript of the gene pkma, whose product is annotated as pyruvate kinase M1/2a. Gene Ontology annotation, cellular component: cytoplasm. NCBI's taxonomy places the organism in Eukaryota, Metazoa, Chordata, Actinopteri, Scombriformes, Scombridae. The transcript has 11 exons. The record is from RefSeq and is a predicted model, not a curated record. Gene Ontology annotation, biological process: glycolytic process. Gene Ontology annotation, molecular function: potassium ion binding; pyruvate kinase activity; magnesium ion binding. The coding region runs from base 131 to 1726 and encodes 531 amino acids.
CAAAGUAGUUCCGUAGAGUGAGGGACUAGGCGGAGAUCACCUUGAGCUUCUGUCAGUGUAGCGGCAGCUUCAUCAGUCCGAGCAGUUGUCCAACGAGUUAAGAACCACUCCAGUUGCACCAGUAAACGCCAUGCCUCAGCCAAAGUCAGAUAUGGGCUCUGCCUUCAUUCAGACACAGCAGCUCAACGCUGCCAUGGCUGACACUUUCCUGGAACACAUGUGCCUGCUGGACAUCGACUCUGAACCCACCACCGCCCGCAACACUGGCAUCAUCUGCACUAUUGGGCCCGCCUCUCGUUCUGUGGAAACGCUGAAGGAGAUGAUCAAGUCUGGAAUGAACAUUGCUCGCAUGAACUUCUCCCAUGGCUCACACGAGUAUCAUGGAGAGACCAUCAAAAAUAUCCGCGAGGCAUGUGAGAGCUUCGAGCCUGGCAGCAUCCAGUACAGGCCUAUCGGUAUUGCUCUGGACACCAAGGGCCCAGAGAUCAGGACUGGCCUCAUCCAGGGAAGCGGCACAGCUGAGGUGGAGCUGAAGAAGGGCAACAUGAUCAAGAUUACCUUGGAUGACAGUUACAUGGAGAACUGCAGUGAGGAGAUCCUCUGGCUCGACUACAAGAACAUCCCCAAAGUAGUGGAAAUUGGCAGCAAGAUCUACAUUGACGAUGGCCUCAUUUCCCUGCAGGUCAAGGAGAUUGGCUCUGAUUUCCUCAUGUGCGAGAUUGAGAACGGUGGCACCCUGGGCAGUAAGAAAGGAGUGAACCUCCCCGGUGCUGCAGUGGACCUGCCCGCUGUUUCGGACAAGGACGUCCAGGAUCUGACGUUUGGCGUGGAGCAGGGAGUCGACAUGGUCUUUGCCUCCUUCAUCCGUAAAGCAGCAGACGUACACGCUGUCAGAGCAGUGCUGGGAGAGAAAGGCAAAAACAUCAAGAUCAUCAGCAAGCUCGAGAACCACGAGGGUGUACGCAGAUUCGAUGAGAUCAUGGAGGCCAGCGACGGUAUCAUGGUUGCCCGUGGUGACCUGGGUAUUGAGAUCCCCACAGAGAAGGUCUUCCUAGCCCAGAAAAUGAUGAUUGGUCGCUGCAACAGAGCUGGCAAGCCAAUCACAUGUGCCACUCAGAUGUUGGAGAGCAUGAUCAAGAAGCCGAGGCCCACCCGUGCUGAGGGAAGUGAUGUAGCCAAUGCCGUGCUGGACGGAGCUGACUGCAUCAUGCUGAGCGGAGAGACUGCCAAGGGAGACUACCCUCUGGAGGCAGUACGCACACAGCACAUGAUUGCUCGUGAAGCCGAGGCAGCCAUGUUCCAUCGGCAGGUGUUUGAGGACCUGCGUCGUUCCACGCCGCACUGCAAAGACCCCGCUGAGGCCAUUGCAAUUGGCGCUGUUGAGGCCUCCUUUAAGAGCUUAGCCUCCGCGCUGAUUGUUCUCACUGGCUCUGGAAGGUCUGCCCACCUGAUCUCCAGGUACAGGCCCCGUGCCCCCAUCCUCUCUGUGACCCGUAACGCCCAAACAGCUCGUCAAGCACACCUGUACCGCGGCAUCUUCCCCGUCCUCUACACCAAGCCCUCCAACGAUGUGUGGGCUGAGGAUGUCGACAUGCGUGUCAACUUUGCCAUGGAUCUGGGCAAAGCCAGGGGUUUCUUCAAGACAGGUGAUGUUGUCAUCGUCCUGACCGGCUGGCGUCCAGGCUCUGGUUACACCAACACCAUGCGUGUGGUCCUGGUGCCCUGAACAGCCAACACAGCAUCUGUUUUCCCUUUCCACCUUCAUCUAUCUUUCAUAGCCCUACAUUCAACACUCCACUCCUGCUCACAGACCUUAUCACCCAAGACCUGGGCUCAGAGUCAACCCCUGAACUAUUUAGAAUUUAGGCAAUAAUUUCAAAAAAAAGAAAAAAAUGAAUAGAGUAUAGCCUUCAUGACACAAGAGCCAUCUUUGGGUUGAAGGUUGUUCUGUACAAUAUCACUGUCUCCAUUCCUUUCAAACCAGUUCUCUCAAUCAAACCAGUCUUCAGGGCCUCAGAUUAAUACACCCUGACCAGAAACUGCUGUAUUUAUUCACUCAAACACUUGUAUUCUUUAAAGUGAACCAGUCUAAGAGUGAAUGCAUCCCAGUCCGUAUGCACGCGCAUACUGGCUUUUGUUUAGGUGGGGUUGGUGGUUGAAUAGGAUGACCUUAACGGAGCACUUUUUAGUAACGUAACAGUUAAAUUAUCACACUCCUCUGCCGAAUUAACGAACAAAAUAGUGGCAUCCUCAAUCAAGGGCUCCUUCCACAGCGCAGCCUCAGUUCCACCGCUCCACCCAAACAGGUCCUUCUGUAGUGCUGUCUGUUUGAAGUGUCCUCUCUUAAUGCCAGCUUUCACUGUAUUUUAAGUGUAUCUGUACGUGUUGCACUCCUAAUCUACUCCAGACAAUGUUACAUUCUAUAUUAUACUUGACUAUUGUGAGUGGUGAAGUUUUGUUUUGGGACAUCUAGGACUACUUAUAUUUUGUCUAACUAUGGAGAAAUGUUAGUUUUGGAUGUCCAUUUCAGAGGUGUUUGCGCUAGUUACUGUAUUUGUGUUUUUAGACAUGUCAAAGCCUUUACAUUUGGAUCAUAUUUACUUAUGAAUCAUAUAUGGUUCACUAAAGUUGACUGAUUAUGAAUGAGCACUUUUAGAGUUUUUUCACAGAGGACCUGAUGUAGGGAUGAAACUCUGUCCCUCUCAGCUCCAGUGGGUGAUGGGUAGAACCCCUCGGCAUGUCUUUGUCUCUGUUUCUUUCUACAUCAGUGACCCACUGUUGCUGUCUUCAUGCGUCUAACAUGCUUUUGAUUGUAAGGCUAAUGUGUAAGAACUAACUAAAUGUAAAGGGUAAUAUUAUGUUUAGCUGGUAUACUGAGCUGCCCUAAACGACUGGAUUUCCAUCAAUAAAAGAGAUGAGCACUUAA